GAGGGAAGAUCAGACGAGAACUGGAGGAGCGGGGAGGGAAGGAAGCAAGUCAUGAGGAAACGAAAAUCUCGCGAGACGUUGUCUCAGGCAACCACUUCCCGCGAGAAGAACAAAUCAGAAGAGAAAGGUGCGAGCGCCCGCAAUGGCGUUCAUCUCCGGGGAGCUUUUUUCCUCAGGCAGAAUAUUGGAAGGGCCAUUGUAAUCAUGCGCCGGAGUUCCACGCUCGGAAUGAACAAUCCAGCUAAUAAUUCUUCCUCGUGAUGAGUACCGCGAGAACCAAGAUUCAGAUUGUUUCUCGCGAGAAUCAACGGAAAAAUGCGAGAGUUUCAGUCAUGGUGUUUUCCGGGUAUCUUUUUAUUUCUGCUUAUUGCAGAAAUUUGAGUUUUGGAAAAUUACAUCAUGUGAGAAACUGUCCGCGGUUCAACCUGGCUAAAUCCUGCAAGUUUCAUCAGCCUUCCACUGAAGGGGCAAGACAGAAAGGAAACUUAGCAUGUAGAGAAAAUUCCCGCGAGAUUUCGUUGAAGCAACUACGAAAUGCCGAGACUUGCGUGCCCGAGACAAUCGUUGAAGGGGCGGGGCGGCGGGGCUAAAUCUCGCGAGAGCUAGUGACGGCUUGCGGAAGUGUGUAGCGUUCGUUUAACCUGUAGCGAGAUUUCGCAGGCGUUUUGCUUUGACGGGGUUCGAAGAAAGCGACCGUGGCUAGGCCGUGUAGAGGUGUCUCGGGGAAACCCCCUCGAAAAUUAGGAUUUUUCCCCCUCUUCUCGCAUAACUUCGCGGGCGCUCGGCGGAAUUCUCGCUAAAGCUUGAGCAAGGAAGAAACGAGAAAGACUUGUUUCCAAACAGACCGGCUUACCGCUGACGCCCUCUAGCGGUGGAGGAUUGUUUUCUCGCUCUCGCGCCCCCCUCCUUUGCAGUGCGCAGGCGUGUUACGGAGCGCGUGGAGAAGUUUUUUCCUCCGCGGCGUGAACGUGCGAAGCUGUCUGGAAAGUUCUUUUAGCUAGGGGAAUUAUCAAGAUAUCCCCAAGGCUGUGGGCGAAGAGCUGAAAGUCUGCCAAAUAAAUAAAAAAUAAACCUUGGAAGAAGACAGAGUCAGGCCACUCAUCCUGUUGGUGCUAAAAAAUUUUUUUUGCAUGUUUAGGAAGGCGCCAGGAAUUGUUUUCAUUUAAAUAAAGAACUUUAUCAAGUUAUUUGAGAUUAAACGAUAGCUUUGGAAAUACCAGGCACGAAUUGCAAGUUUUUUAAAAGGACAGUUUUACAGCAUGUUUCAAAUCUCUGAGGAUUUUUUUUUUUUAAAUUAGUCCAACUUAACCGAUAAAAUGUUUUUCUGUAAUCCACAAUUAUAAUUCCGAACAUGUUGUAAUUUUAUCAGUUACAAUAUAAGGUCUACUGAAGUAACAGAUGGGAGGAAACUCCUCUUUUUUUAGUUAACGUAAGUUGUAGGUACUUGGAAGCAGUGGUGGGAUUCAAGUAAUUUAACAACCGGUUCUCUACCCUAAUGAUUUCUUCCAACAACCAGUUUGCCAGACUGCUCAGAAAAUUAACAACCGGUUCUCCCGAAGUGGUGCGAACUGGCUGAAUCCCACCACUGCUUGGAAGCUAUUAUUUCUGGUAGUAAAAACGCAUCCCUAACGUGUUGUUUGACCAAUCUAGUUUUGUAGCUUUUUGAAAUGGAAAAAAAACUUGUUUAACCAGAUUUAUCAAGUGCCAUACAGUAAUCUUAGCUUUUGCAUUAUCUUUCAUUAACUUCGACAAAUAUUACUUGCAAUUUGCAGGUGUUUUCCCUCCAAACAUAUUUUACUGUUUAAUGUAAUCAUGAAAGAUGUCCAACACAAAUUGAUGUUAAAUACUUACAGCCUGCAACAUUCCAAAUAGUAUUGUAACUGGAAAGGGAGCAUUCCAAUAGUAGUAUAGUAACAACUGGAAAGGGAGCGCACCUGAUGUAAAUUAAUUCAAAUUAGGUUUGUGUGCAAACAUGCUUAUAUUAAAUCUGGUUCACAUAUCUGAACCAUAAUAGAUUUUGAGUUAUUAAAUUUAUGGUUUGUAAACCGUAGCAUUAUGACAGUUAAGUUUGUAGCCAAUUAUACUCAGCAAACUCUUGACAUACUUUGUGUAAAUCAUUUAGUAAAUGCAAACCUGAUCUAGGUUCUAGUUUACACAGUACAGUAAUCUAAUAACUAGUUAUGUGUUCGAUCUCACUUGUGUACAUAAAGAACAUUUUCCUUACCUUGGUUCAGUGUUUUACCCUAUUGGAGAAGUUUAGUAACAGCACUAACUGUUCAGGAUAUGAAUUACAUGAACCAGAGUCAAUUGCAUUAUUAUAUUUACAUUUUACAAGAAUGUUUAUUAUGUACUGUGUAAACAUUUUAGAGAAAGAAGAAACUGCAUAUCACACCUGUCCUAGCACAUUAUUGUAAUGAGGUUACCAAAAGUUUUGUUAAGUUUUGUUUAAGAAUCAAGCUAUAUGAUUCAAUUGUUCAACCUGCCUUUGAUGUAAUAACAUAUCUGGUGUUAAUCCAUUGAUUUAUAGAUCAUGGUUCAAGAUUAUGUCAGAGUGUAACAGUUAUUUUGCCUUAGCAUAUAUUGUGUAAACUCAGCAAAUCAUUAUUUAGCAUUUUAGAUUAAUCUAGCCAAAUUGUGGUUUAUUAAAUAAAUCAUAGUUAAAUAUACUUGAAUGUUCUUUGAAUCAGGCCUAACCCUUAUAAUAUUUAGAAGCUGCAAAUAAAAUAUAUCCACUUUCCCUGAUUUCUUGAUAUGCAGGCUAAAAUUCACAUCCAACAUAUUUAUGACCAUGGUGGCUGAGAUGAGGAUUGUAGCACAAAUAGGUGGAGGAUAUCAUUUCAGGGAAAGAAAGCUGAAAUAAAAAUGCUGCAAACAUAGAGCAUACAGAUAUGUUAAAAACAAUAUGUGACUUUGAUAUGUAUGGCUCAUACAAAUUCACGAAUAACUAAAUCUUCUGUAUAGGUAUUUGGAAAAAAAUCUGGCUGACAGAUUUACGUUCUAAGAUGGAUGUUCACAGACUGCUGUCUUGUUUAUGAUAUGUGGAAUCAGUGGCUCUAAAUCGGGUUACCUGUAUGCAGACUUUUUUCAAUAAUACAGUACUUGCAUUUUUCCUAGUGUCACAAGAAUGAAUAAAAAACUUUACUACUUAAUGUCCACAAAUUUGAAUUCCAGUUUUAAGGUGUUUAUGGAUAUCCCUUUUUUCUCUUUCUCUUUUCUCUUUUCCCUUUUUAAUUCAUUAAGAAAAGGGGAUUUUUUAAAAAGCGUAUUCACUAGAGGGCAGCAAAUAUCACUAGAAUUGGGGAACCAGUAGGCAAUAGAUCAGGUAGUAUUGUCCAGGGAUUUUUAAACUUUUCCAGACUGAAACAUUCGUUAUUUUAAAAAGAAACUCUUGGAAACCCUGAUAAAGAAGCAAAGCUCUAGUGAUAGAAAGGUGGCUUUUAUAACUCUUAAUUUCAUGGAACUCUUAGGGUUCCUCAGAACACAGCUGGAAAAUCACUAGGCAAGGCAAGGAGUAGCUUUACUUUUGGAUUUUUUUGAUUAUUGCAAGAAAGGGUUCCCAAUUAAAUAACUAGAUAUCACAUAUAAAUUACGUGUGAUCAUUUUUUGCUUCAAUAAACGACAUAUUCAGUACCAAAUUCAGAAGAUGGCCCUUAAUUUUAAAAAGAUAAGCCCUUUGCAUAUUUUUAGAAUUAAGACUAAAAGACUGAGCAAGAAAAAAAUACUUUUCGAACAAUAUUGAAAACAAGGGAAAGAAAUUACUCAUUUGGCUCUGGCACAUUUAUUCAAGAAGAAUUCAAACAUCAUCAUUACCAAAUUAAUAUGUAACCCUAUGAUUAUUAAAAAAACAACUUACAGCUGAGAUACUUCCAGAAAGAUUUGUGCACUCAUUUUAGAAACAAAAACUUCAAGUACUUAUCUACCAGUGGGAAAUAUUUAGCACUUCAGUUUCCACCUAUCCUUAAUAACUAUUUUUAUAUUCUGUUGGUUCCAUUAGCACAAGCUAAAGUAUAAAUCAUGGUUAACAAACCAUUUUGGCUCUAUUCACAUAACACAUAUCCACAAAGUAUUUCAUUAGAAUAGAAUAGAAUAGAAUAGAAUAGAAUAGAAUAGAAUAGAAUAGAAUAGAAUAGAAUAGAAUAGAAUUUUUAUUGGCCAAGUGUGAUUGGACACACAAGGAAUUUGUCUUGGUGCAUAUGCUCUCAGUGUACAUAAAAGAAAAGAUACGUUCAUCAAGGUACAACAUUUACAACACAAAUGAUGGUCAAUUAACCUUGAUUGUUUUAUUCAUUUGAUAAUGUAGUUUCAGUUUGACUUAACCACUGUAAUUUAUUUAUUAUUUAAAGAAAUGUUAAGUGAAUAGAAAUUUUGAUUCUAGAUCAGUCCAUCCUCUCCAUGUCACUAUUAUUAAAAAGCAUAAAAGUAGGAAAAAUAUUAGAAACCUUCCCUGUAUCUCUGAGCAAUUUAUAUUCUAAAUACUUGAUAAUUCUGUAGUUAAAUAUGUUAUACUAUAUUGCAAAGAGUAUAGUGUAUAAAGUAUAUAUAGUUUAUAAAGAGUAUAACUCUAGUCCAGACCACACAGCUUUUACUGUAACUGCUUGCACAGCAGUUAUUGAUUAAACCAUAAACCCACAUUAGUGAUUAGAAACUAGAAUGGUGAAAACCAGAGACAGGUCAGAAAAAAACUUGACUAUGUUACGGUGUUCUGCUACAUAGUAGAACCAAAUGCAAGACAAGUCCUAUGGUGUGAUUAGGAGUAAAUCCAAACACAUAUCCUUUAGCCAAGUUCCUAUGAUCGUUUGAAGGCUUUCAUUUCCCUCUCUCUCAGGUGCUCCACCCUGGAAGGAUACCCACCCAAACUUCCAUCAGCAGCUUCAACUAAUUUUGGCUAGUUUAUCUCACUGAUUGCUUUGCUGCAGUGAUUACUACCAUGUGGUACCAUCCAGGCAGCCUGUUGCUGUUUUUCUUUUGCUUCAUUGCUUGUGAUUUAUAUUCUCCAGAUCCUGGGCUUCUGUCUCAAGGCAGGAGCCACCUGCAAUGGGUUCAGGAGCUAGCCCGACACCCACGAUAUGGACCUUGUUGGAUGGAGGCCUUGAGACAAUUGGAUGGUGGGUGCAAGGAGUUGAACGAAGAUCAGCAAAGCCGUAUUGCACUGGCAUUUGCUCAUUGCCACCUACAACGGUCUGGGAGGAAGUUCCCACCCUGUGAAAUCGGUAGCUCUAUCCGUGACUGCACACAGCACAUGGAUCCAGUGGCUUUUGGCGUAUACACUGAGUUUUUCACUCAUGCUCAUGCCAUCUGUUAUUUUCUUCACAAUGAGGCUUGGCAGCAGCAGGCCCAAGAUACUGUGCACAGGCUGAUCUCCUCUUCAGAAACGGUGGCCCAUCAGUUGGAAUCUACCAACCAGCUUGCAGAAGAGACUGCUCGGAUCCAAAAUGCCACUUUGCACUCUCAGGAGCAGAUCCUGCGCGAUGGGGAGCUGCUAUGGCAGACGCUCCGUGACUCCUCCCAAGGCAUACACCAGGCCUUCCAAGAACUGCAGAAUUCGGCCAUCGAGCAACGAGUGGCCUUUGCAGAGAUCUUCAAUCGGGUGGCCUUCCUACACCGCUUUGUAGUGGGGGAAUCUAAUGCGCUCUAUUCCGUCUUCUUCCAUCUCAUGAGUGGUGUUACUGCCCUGCUGCUGACCUCUAGCCAGCGAACUGCAAGAGCUCGGCUCAUUUUGCUGACCUUGGUGGGAGCUAAUAUUUAUCUAGAACGUGUUAUUUGCAAUGUUCUCCUGGAUCACUCAGAAGAGGGCUACGACCUGACGGAAAGCAUCUCCUUCUGGGUCGGCCUCACACGCCGGACUUUUGCUGGACUCUGCAUAGCUAUACUAGGUUAUUUUAUUUGGACCUACAAGGAUCCAGCCAAACAGAGCCAAGAAGUGCUGCAGAGUCUGCAGGAGACUCGGAAAGAGAUUCAGCAACUUUUACAAGAAACUGAAAGGCUGUUGUCUAAACCGGAGCUUCUGUUUCAAGACACCAAGCCUAGCACAGAAAGGGAGGUAUCGACUGACAUGGGAGUCUCAAAGCUGCUGUUCUGUUCAGAGAAGAGAGCUAAAAUGGAUGCAAAAGAAUAUUGGGCUGAAUACCAGAGAAUCCCUUCUGUAGCAGAUUGUGAAAACCAAGGCUGGGCUGUAAAGCAGUUGAACUACAAAAACAAUCUGCAAGUAAUCGAUGAGAUACGGACUAGUAGCCCCAGGCAGAGAGGAUGGCCAUCUUCCCAGACUCAUCGUUCAUUGUCUCGUCGGCAUAGGCAAUCCCAAAACGUGGCUGCUCAGCUGCUGACAAUCUCUAUACCAGUGGAUGGGACACCACGGUACAACCUUCGGAGCCGUCAGUCCCUACAAGACCCAGACUCUUUCAGAAGCUGAUAGGACUGAGCCCCAGACGUCUGCAACAAGAGCCAAAGAAGUAUAAAUAACCUCACAGUGCACCGAUACAGCCAAA
Molecule: messenger RNA, 6485 nt
Organism: Ahaetulla prasina
Lineage: Eukaryota; Metazoa; Chordata; Lepidosauria; Squamata; Colubridae
Exons: 10
Coding region: 4928-6409 (493 amino acids)
Source: RefSeq, a predicted model, not a curated record